GAAUUUCACACGUUCUGCACUGUUUUGUCUACAUAUCCUCCAAUUCAACAUCACCACACUUCAAAGAUACAAGUCAAACUUGUGAGAAUGGCUUCUAAGCCAAACGUUGCCUUCAUCGGCUUAGGUGCCAUGGGGAUGGGAAUGGCCGUACACUUGCUCGAAGACGGUUUCGCUGUGACCGGGUUCGAUGUCAAUCCCAUGGCCCUAGAGAGACUGGUCGUCAUGGGCGGUGCGGCUGCUUCUAGUCCAAGGGAAUGUGUCCAAGGUGCAUCUUUCGUUAUCUGCAUGGUUGCGAAUUCUGCGCAGACCGAGGAUGUAUUCUUCGCCGACUCAACGGGCGCAGUAUUUGAUCUGACACAAAACGCGAUUGUCAUAUUGUGCUCAACCGUUGCUCCAGGGUUUCCGGCGGAAAUUUUGGGGCGCAUCCACCAAGACUUCCAAAGACCAGACAUACAAUUGUUGGAUUGUCCUGUGUCCGGUGGAACCAUACGCGCCGCUCGGGGAAUGCUGACCAUUCUGUCCUCGGGCCCGACGGAUGUUUUGAAUAUCGCUCAGCCAAUCUUAAAGUCAAUGAGCGAGAAUCUAUACGAGAUUGAGGGAGGACUAGGUGCCGCAAACAAAGUCAAACUUGUCAACCAGCACCUUGCCGGUGUUCAUAUUGCGGUCUCUGCAGAGGCAAUGGGGCUAGCUGCAACAUUGGGAGUGAACACAAAGGAAUUCUACCAGACCGUUCUGAAAGGCCCAGCGUGCAGUUGGAUGUUUGAGAAUCGAGUACCUCAUAUGCUCUCCAACGACUGGACCCCUCACUCUGCCAUCAGUAUCUUUGUUAAGGAUAUGCGAAUUGUGACCUCCGAAGGUCUCCUUCAGGACUUCCCUCUUUAUAUUGCAUCUGCUACAGAACGACUUUAUCAAUAUGCCGCGCGGAUGGGAUAUGAAAAGGACGACGAUGCGAGUCUUGUUCGGAUUUUUCUAGCACAAAGUCCAUCUCUGGUUUCCGAAGCAACACAUUGCCAGAGCCCUGAUAAUUCGCGUGCAUCUGAAUUGAUAUGCCAAUUACUCGAGACCGUCCACACGUUAGCAGCAGUUGAAGCUCUGGCCCUCGGAAAUAAACUUGGCAUUUCGACCAACACCCUCACAUCAAUUAUUUCAAACGCCGCUGGUGCUAGUGAGUCGUUCAAAAGAGUUGCCUCGCAAAUCUUGGCCGGUGAUCUCUUAUCUGGAUACACCAUCACACAUACACGGAACAAGCUAAAAGAAGUGAUGACCCUUGCCCACAUGCAUAAUUAUCCCCUUCAACUCACAGCUACUACAUUUCAGCUGUUACAACAGGCUGUGACCUAUGGUAUGGGCGGCGAAGGUCAGGCAGCGCUCCUUAAGUUAUGGACAACAUCAAAUCUUUCGACUGAACCUUUGCAUAUUACCGAAUAUGACCCAGUUCCCCUCUCGGAACUGGACUCAAAAUUGCCGAAAAUUGAACACAACGUUGAAACCCUCCUACGCAAUAUCCAGAACCAUGUACAAGCUGAGCAGGACUGCAAUCUCGUUGUUCUAGAUGAUGACCCAACAGGAACACAGACGUGCCACGAUAUCAAUGUCCUCACAAUGUGGGAUGUUGACCUUCUGGCCUCAGAGUUCCGAUCAGAGAGCAAAGGCUUUUUCAUUUUGACCAACAGUCGUGCCUUGCCUCCAAACGAAGCUCGUACGCUAGUCAGUGAAAUACUGCGAAACGUUUCCCAGGCGGCUAGUAUGACCGGGAAAAAGUUCGAAGUUGUCCUCCGGGGAGACUCUACGCUGCGUGGCCAUUUCCUGGAAGAAGUCGAAUCGUAUAUUGAUACGAUUGGUUCUCCCGAUGCGUGGAUUCUUGCACCGUUCUUUGGGCCAGGUGUUCGCUACACCGUCGAUGACGUACAGUACGUGGGUGACCGAGAUACCCUAGUCCCAGCUGCAAAGACUCCAUUCGCCAAGGAUAAAACCUUUGGCUACAGAUCCUCAAAUCUGAGGGAGUGGAUUCGUGAAAAAGCAGGAUCGCGAUUUUCUAGCAAAGACAUACUGUCUGUCACAUUGGAGGAUAUCAGACUCGGCGGAGUUUCUGCAAUCGAACAAAAGUUACUUCUCGUGCCCAAGGGUGGAAUUCUGAUAGUUAACGCAGUCCAGGCGGAGGACAUGCUUAUGUUCAGCCAGGCAUUAUUGGAAGUACGCAAAAAACACAAACUCCUGUUUGCCUAUCGAACAGGCGCGAGUUUUGUAUCUAGUCGCCUCGGAAUCCCGGAAAAAUCGGCCAUUUUACCGAGACAGAUCCCAACGCUCGAACCCACGAGACGCACGGGAGGACUAAUCAUAGCGGGCUCCUAUGUUCCCAAGUCUACCAAGCAGGUUCAGUCAUUGAUCCAAAGGUUAGGGGGUAAUUUGACAACCCUCACUGUAGAAGUGCCAGCUCUGUUGGUCGAGCUCCAGAAGUACUCCGACAUUCUCACAAUGCUUCGUGAUUCACCUACAUUGCAAGACAUUGUUGCACGUGCGUCUGGAGAUCUCCAAAAUGGCAAGGAUGUGCUGGUGAUGACCAGUCGAGACCUUGUGACACUUGAUACUAUCACUUCAUGGACAUCCGAAACUUCAAACCAGAUAACGAACUUGGACAUCAACAACUUAGCCGCGAAUGCCUUGGUACACAUUGUUCGCCAUUUGAGUGUUUGCCCUCGAUACCUGCUAGCGAAGGGCGGCGUGACAUCAUCUGAUGCGGCGACAGCUGGUAUAGCCAUAAAACGCGCAAAGGUACUGGGACAGGCGGCGCCUGGGGUUCCCAUUUGGUGGUGUCAGAGCGAGGAAGAUCUUAAGAGUCAAGAUCAAGGAGGCCGGGAGGUUAAAUGGACUGAGCUGCCAUUGAUCAUUUUCCCAGGCAAUGUUGGAGAUGAAGAUGGCUUGGCUGAUGUAGUUGAACAGUGGACAUUACGGUAG
Molecule: messenger RNA, 2955 nt
Organism: Penicillium crustosum
Lineage: Eukaryota; Fungi; Ascomycota; Eurotiomycetes; Eurotiales; Aspergillaceae
Exons: 4
Molecular function (GO): NAD binding; oxidoreductase activity; NADP binding
Source: RefSeq, a predicted model, not a curated record